Molecule: messenger RNA, 1037 nt
Organism: Erigeron canadensis
Lineage: Eukaryota; Viridiplantae; Streptophyta; Magnoliopsida; Asterales; Asteraceae
Product: calcineurin subunit B-like
Exons: 6
Coding region: 315-842 (175 amino acids)
Molecular function (GO): calcium ion binding
Source: RefSeq, a predicted model, not a curated record
AAAAAAAAAGCAGCAAAAGGCCAACCAAAAAUGGGUAAUGAAGGAGAAGUAGGCAGUAGAGAUGGGAUGAGGAUAAUCUAACACAUCAAUAUCCCCGUCAUCUCAAUUCUCAAACCCAACAAAAUAUUUUAAAUCUCGAUAAUGACAAUGCCAUUCCCCAUCGUUUAAUCCACAUCUAUCUAUCUUUCCCCCAUAUCAUUCCAUCAAUUAUAAAUAUAUAUAUAUAUCUUCCUGUUUGUCAAUCAAUCUGUUGACUUUAUUAUUGGGUUUUCUUUAUUUCACCAAAAAGAUUCAAUCUUGAUAGGUUUCACAUAAUGGGCAGUGCUUCAUCUACUCUAACUCAAUAUGACAUUGAAGAUGUUCAACAACACUGUAAUUAUCUUUUUUCCCAACAAGAGAUAGUUUCUUUGUAUCAAAGAUUUUGCCAACUUGAUCGUACUGCUAAAGGUUUUAUAUCUGCGGAUGAGUUCCUAUCCGUACCCGAGUUUUCGAUGAAUCCAUUGUCCCAGAGAUUGCUGAAGAUGGUGGAUGGUUUGAACUUUAAAGAUUUUGUGAUUUUUUUGUCUGCUUUUAAUCCUAAAGCAACUAUGCCUCAGAAGAUUGAACUUAUCUUCAAAGUAUAUGAUUCGGAUUAUAACGGGAAGGUGACUUUCAAUGACAUAAUGGAGGUGUUGCGGGAUUUAAGUGGCUCAUUCAUGUCAGACAAGCAACGAGAGGAAGUAUUGAUCAAAGUUAUGCAGGAAGCUGGCUACAAUAAAGAUUCUUCUCUGUUGUUGGGUGACUUUGUUAAGAUUCUUGACCAUCCUGGAUUGAAGAUGGAUGUUGAGAUCCCAGUUGACUAAGCCGAAUUUAAAAGCAUAAAAACUGACCAUUUCACCAUUGUAUACGCACCUCCACAACUAUAUUCAGCACCCCUGAAGCAGCUACAGUUGUCAAUAAGGAAAAGCUAUGUGCAUAAAUAAGAUCAGAAUGUGCAUAAAACUCCAGUUUAUAUGUAAAUUGGUGAUAAUGAAAUCGGAAGUUUUAUGGUUUGUCUA